This is a messenger RNA of Prunus armeniaca (apricot), 1719 nucleotides long. NCBI's taxonomy places the organism in Eukaryota, Viridiplantae, Streptophyta, Magnoliopsida, Rosales, Rosaceae. The record is from the annotation of a GenBank genome assembly.
AUGAAGAUUCCUUCCCUUUUACUCUUCCCCCCCACCUCUACCCCAUCCCCCACGCCUCCCUUGCCUCUCCCUUCCUCUCUGGACUUUCCUUAUCCCCCAUCCCCUGUCCCUACACCACAACCCCUUACUGCCCCUCUUGCCGACCCAUCCACCUCUCCCUCCACGGCUCCUCCUCCUCCUCCUCCUCUUAAUGACACCUUCCCUGACCACUCUGCUCCCUCUCCCGAUAUCCCAUCUAGUUCACCCCCGGACCCCAACCCCUCCUCGCUCCCACCUCCUUCUCAACCUUUCCCCGCCCCCCGCAUUUCUUCCCGCACCCGUACAUCCCCAUCCUAUUUAAAGGACUACGUUUGCUCGCAGGUGAUUCUGCCGCCACACCAAUCCUCGACUUCGCGGCCCAGUUCUCCACCUGGUAUUGAUUAUCAUGACACUUUUUCCCCUACUGCUAAGAUGAUUACUGUGCGUUGUCUUCUUGCUCUUGCUGCUAGUCAGUCUUGGUCUCUUCAUCAUCUCGAUGUUAAUAAUGCCUUUUUGCACGGUGAUUUACAUGAGGAAAUUUAUAUGUCUCCUCCUCCUGGUCUUCGGCGACAGGGGGAGAAUCUUGUGUGUCGCCUUCAUAAAUCUCUAUAUGGUCUCAAGCAGGCUUCUCGCCAAUGGUUUGCUAAAUUCACUACUGCCAUUCUUUCCGCUGAAUUCCAACAAUCAAAAGCUGACUAUUCAUUGUUCACCAGAAAGUCCGGUACUUCUUUCACAACCUUACUCAUUUAUGUGGACGAUAUUGUGAUUACAGGGAAUGACGUCAGGGCCAUUGAUUCUCUGAAGUCUUUUCUUCUCCGUGACCACUUUCGGAUAAAAGACCUUGGGGAACUAAAAUAUUUUUUGGGUAUCGAGGUUUCUCGCUCUCAACUUGGAAUUUAUAUUUCACAGCGAAAGUAUGCAUUGGAGAUUCUCAAGGAUUAUGGUUUUCUGGGUGCACGGCCCAUUGCUUUUCCCAUGGAUGACACAAAAUUAUCUGAUCGAGGAGAACUUCUCAAGGAUCCUGAAAAGUAUCGGCGCUUAGUAGGACGGUUGAUUUAUCUCACCAUAACUCGGCCAGAUAUCACAUAUUCCGUGCAUGUUUUGAGUCGGUUUAUGCAUGAGCCCCGUGUUCCUCAUAUGGAUGUUGCGCUUCGUGUUGUUCGUUAUUUGAAAUCAACUCCAGGUCAAGGCUUAUUAUUUCGUUCUGACAACCAGACUAAGUUAGCUGCAUUUUGCGACUCUGACUGGGCCGGUUGUCCUAUCACUCGUCGUUCGACUACUGGGUAUUGUGUAUUCUUGGGAAAUUCUCUGAUUUCGUGGCGAACAAAGCGACAGAAAACUGUGUCGCUUUCUUCAGCUGAGGCAGAAUAUAGGGCAAUGGCAGGUGCUUGUUGUGAGUUAGUUUGGCUUCGUUUUUUGUUGAAGGAUUUGAAUAUUCCUUUGGAAGGUCCUUCUGUUUUAUUUUGUGAUAAUCAAGCUGCAUUGCAUAUAGCCGCGAAUCCUGUUUUUCAUGAAAGAACUCGUCACAUUGAGAUGGAUUGUCAUUUUAUACGCGAUAAGAUUGCAGAUGGAACCGUAGCGACAGAUUAUGUGCGUACGACACACCAGUUGGCAGAUUUGUUCACUAAGCCCCUUGGGAAGGACAAGUUUUCAACUUUGAUACGCAAGUUGGGUGUUCUUGACAUUCACUCUCCAACUUGA